Messenger RNA from Penicillium malachiteum, 2085 nucleotides. RefSeq lists its product as uncharacterized. The transcript is spliced from 8 exons. The record is from RefSeq and is a predicted model, not a curated record. The coding region runs from base 1 to 2085 and encodes 694 amino acids. Lineage: Eukaryota; Fungi; Ascomycota; Eurotiomycetes; Eurotiales; Aspergillaceae. Gene Ontology annotation, cellular component: nucleus. Gene Ontology annotation, biological process: regulation of DNA-templated transcription. Gene Ontology annotation, molecular function: transcription cis-regulatory region binding; DNA-binding transcription factor activity, RNA polymerase II-specific; zinc ion binding.
AUGGAGGCCGAGUCGAUACAAUACACCCCUAGCCAAAAUGGAAAACAGCCUGCAUGUCUGAACUGCCGGCGGAGCAAGAUCCGCUGUAAUAGGCCUGCAGGACAGCCGCGUUGUGAGAAAUGCCAGGCUAGUGACGUGGAUUGUAUCGUGCCGAGUCAUCAUGUUGGUCGGCAGAAGGGAGUUAAAAAUAAACGCAAGGGGUUGGAGAAAGCAAUCCACCAGAUAGAACAAGCUAUCAAACGACCAAAGGUCGAUUCUUCCAAUCCUGACGAGGCUCAGAAAGCAAUUACUGGCCUCCAGGACUUGCUCAGUCAGUUUCAGGGACAGUUGCAGAGUGGGUCUACAGAUAGCUUUACAGAGAGAUCUGAUCAAGCACGGAAUCUCCCAUCUCCGCGUGAUCCCAAUACAGACGAGAAUCUUGCUCUCGAUGAUGCAGAAAACCCGCUACAAUUACUUGCGCGUGCCUCAGAUCUACAAUUUUCACCGACGGGGCUGCGUCGAGUCCCGAAAUCAUCGCAGCCGGUCAUAGUACCGUCGACGGUGCCACAAGACUUCAGUCCGUCCGUGGACUUUGGCGCGAAAUCAUUUUUCGUACCUGUCAGAGCUAACUUAGAUAUUGGACCUGAACUUGAUCCUGUCGAGCUAGGGUUAGUUACAUUCGACGAGUCCGAGUCUUUAUUUUCAUUCUUCUAUCAAAAUCUCGCUCACACACGAUGGGGGGCUGGACCCCCUCGUACACACAGCCAGCUUUGUGCGAGCUCAAUCAGCUUUUCUCUUUACCUCGAUUAUGGCCGGAGCGGCGUUAUUUCUUCCAUCCGCUGCGGCAUUAGCAACACGACUAGGCAGGCAUUGCAAAUGGCUAGCCAAGCGAGUGAUGACAAAUCGCCAUCGAUCCGUGGAAAUUGUUCUCGCUUUUAUGUGGCGUUGGAUUUAUCGCUGAAUAAGAUUAUCACGCCGUCUUCAAGCUUUGAUCGGGAUCUCCUGAGCCGGCUUGCGAGGGCUGACUGUAUCGAGGCGAAGAGGGCUAUGCAUAUGGAUGGAUUCGAUGAUGUCGAUCCUGAUUCGGAGUGGGGACAUCGGUUGUUACGAAGGCGGGAGAGAGCCUGGAUUGCCUUGUUUGUUGUCGAACGAGGUGUCUGUCUUGCCCGCGGAAGAAGCUACACUGUGCCACCAACGGCGCUUAUUGAGAAUUGCGAUGUAUGGCAUCUCUCAAAGAUUGCAGACCGACGAGAUGGACCGAUGAACUCCAUGGCAGUUCUACGAAGAGAUCUUGACGAACUGUUCAGAACCGUCAAGUCGAGUUGUGACAGCUAUCGCAUCGUUGAUACUGGAUCCGAGGCAGCACAAUCGAUCAAGUCCACUAUUGAAAAUUUUUACAACCACUGGUAUGAGACCUGGGCAUUAGCAAUCGGCGAAGGUGGAGCACGCUCUCUUCCACCAUAUGUCGAAAUUCUCGUCACACAUACCCAACUAUCCACAUAUGGUGGUGUCAUCAACCACCCUACUGCACCACUCGAAGUCAAGCGAUUUUUCCGCGUAGCCGGCCUCUCAGCCGCUUUGAAUGUGCUUCGAGCCGCCAUUCAAGGCGAAUCAUGUCUAAAAUCCAUGCCAAAUAACACCGUGAUAAUGAUUUCCUUCGCCGCAUGCUCUGCACUUAGUCUCAGCAUAACUCCAGGGGAUAGUCGAUCUAGUCUGGCGCCUAGUGUGCGAACCUUGAUCGAAGAAACAGCCGGGGUUCUCGAGCGAAUUGGCGUGACACCAAGCCACCGAAACGGCUCUUCCGUGCUAUAUGGGCGCUUUUUACGAGAACUUGUUCGUCGAGCUCCCACGAUGUCUGAUCAACCUGAUCCUAUGCUUCCGUCCACAUUAGAUCAGAGAACACCUUUAACCGUCACACAAGCGACUCUUCCUCCAGGUGGUCUCUGGACAGAGCCUAUGCAAUUUUCUGCUAUGUCUGAUAAUCAAAUUAUCGAUGCUGUUAAUCGGGCGGGAAGUACGUUUGGUGCAUCGAUUCCUGAUGUCCCUGUUGAUGAUAUGCUUAGUUGGGAUUGGCGGGAUUUUGCCAAUACUGAUUUUGGAUUAUAG